AUGAUACUGAGAACAGUCCCUGGGGGCAUCGUCCUUUUCCUCCUACUUAGCGGAUCGAUCGCUGCUCAGGACGACGAUUCUUUGGCUGGCAGUUUCUUGUCAGGCUUACUAGACUCUAUAACAAGUACAGCCAACAGUGCAGAUUGUCCAGGAGUAUGCGUACACGCAUUUGCAACAUUAAUAUGUUACGAAGUUCUCGAACACGUGCAGUGUCCUACUAGUAUGAGGUGUUGCAUCGAGGCGCCUAUAAAUAGUACUGGUACUUCUGAAAAUGCUGCAAACGACGAUGGCUCUACUUCGACCACUGCUACCACCGUUAAAACAACCACAACUACGAGCACAACAACGCCCUCUACGACUACCGCGCUCACUACUAUGUCCUCUACAACAUCUUCAAAGACAACUCCUGAAAGUCAGAAGGAAACAGCGAAUAAAACUUCAACGAAAACAUGCUCAGGAAUUUGCAUGGCAGAGAGAAUUGCUGAUUAUUGCGAUGCGGUAUUGGUAAUAGACAUCCUUUGCAAACCAGGAUAUAAAUGCUGCGUAUCCAGAGAUGCAUUCGGAGACUCGCCUCCACCGGAACUGCUAGUCAUAGACCGAACAAAUUCCAGUCGCUUCGAUGAGAAGACCGGUAUGAAUACAACGUAUAAAGGUUCUACGUCUUCUACAACUACAAGACCAAACAUGGUUACUUCUACAAGUGCAUCUAGUACAACAGUAUCGACGACAAUCACAACGAUGAAACAAUCGACAACAACGAUAAGACCAAAGAUCUCGGUGAGGAAACCGUGUAAAGGUGAAUGUGUCAGUGGUUUCUUUGCUCUUUUGUGCGAUAAAGUGGAUGGUGAAGCUGAAUGUCCCGAUGAUGGAUCUUGCUGCGUUAUCGAUGCUUUCUUGAAAACGGAAACAACAACAACGACGACGACACUUCGACCAAGCACGAGACCGCCACAAUCAAAGUUACCAGCGUGUCCUGGAUUUUGUAUGUUAACCAUUAUGGCAGCCUUCUGUGAACGACCAAAUGUAAUAAUAGCGAAGACUUCGACCUGUCAAUCUGGAUCUAUUUGUUGUGACAGCACGAAAAGCUCGCCGCAGACACCAAGGCCAAGGCCAAGGCCAACACCAAGACCAUCAAUCACUACUGUUUCUUUACCACCAGACCCACGCCCAGAAUGUCCUGGAUCGUGUAUUGUCUCUUACUUAUCAUUCACCUGCUUCAGGAAUGCUGAACUGACGAAUUUGUUUAAGUGUAAGAAACAAGGGCAUCAAUGUUGCGCUCCAAAAUCGUUGAUACGAGAUUUCAUUGGUGGAAAUUCUAGUGAGCCAGUUUUGAGUAACAGGAAUGACACUAUGUACGUUACUUCGAGGCCAUACACAACGCCACUUACAACAGCUACAUAUGAAACAACGACGGUGAUGACAACUAUGAGAAGUCCUGUAUACAGCAAAUAUGUGUGCGGUGUGAAGGGAACUUCCCGUGGUCCGAUUCAAGCGCGUAAUUUUGAAAGAGGAGCACGCGUUGUCGGUGGCGAGGAUGCGGAUGCCAAUGAAUGGUGUUGGCAAGUUGCUCUGAUCAAUUCCUUGAACCAAUAUCUUUGCGGUGGUGCGCUCAUUGGAACACAAUGGGUCUUGACAGCAGCACACUGUGUAACAAAUAUUGUAAGGUCUGGGGAUGCUAUUUAUGUGAGAGUUGGUGAUCACGACUUGACGAGGAAAUAUGGCAGUCCUGGUGCUCAGACUUUGCGAGUAGCAACCACUUAUAUUCAUCAUAAUCAUAACAGUCAAACACUCGAUAACGACAUAGCAUUGUUAAAACUCCAUGGACAAGCAGAACUUAAAGAUGGUGUUUGUCUAGUAUGUCUACCAGCACGAGGAGUUAGUCACACAGCUGGUAAACGAUGUACUGUCACCGGUUAUGGAUAUAUGGGUGAAGCUGGUCCUAUCCCGCUUCGAGUACGCGAAGCCGAGAUACCAAUCGUAAGUGAUGCGGAAUGUAUACGAAAAGUGAAUGCUGUAACUGAAAAGAUUUUCAUUUUACCAGCAAGUAGCUUUUGCGCUGGUGGUGAACAAGGCAACGAUGCCUGUCAGGGCGACGGAGGAGGUCCUCUAGUAUGUCAAGAUGAUGGAUUCUAUGAAUUAGCUGGUCUCGUUUCGUGGGGUUUUGGUUGUGGAAGAUUAGAUGUUCCUGGAGUAUAUGUCAAAGUUUCAGCGUUCAUUGGUUGGAUCAACCAAAUUAUUUCCGUAAAUAAUCUUUAGCUAUUUUAUGUUUUAUUAAUAAAAGUUAAAGUAUUUAUUUAUUAAGAAAA
This is a messenger RNA of Eufriesea mexicana, 2306 nucleotides long. It is a transcript of the gene mas, whose product is annotated as trypsin-like serine protease domain-containing protein masquerade. The record is from RefSeq and is a predicted model, not a curated record. The transcript has 11 exons. Gene Ontology annotation, molecular function: serine-type endopeptidase activity. Gene Ontology annotation, biological process: proteolysis. Bases 1 to 2256 code for a protein of 751 amino acids. Lineage: Eukaryota; Metazoa; Arthropoda; Insecta; Hymenoptera; Apidae.